AUGACUGGCAGUGCAUUUGACUCGACGUACUACUACCGCUUCUCCAAUACUGCCCUUGGAGUCAACAUGACACUGGCAGUCGGUGAAACAAACGACCCCCCUAAUGCUCCAGUACUGAAUCUCAUUCGCAGCUUCUCUUCGGAGAAUUGGCAAAUAUUCUAUGACCAGGGCAUCUAUUUCAUUCGCAACUGGAAUUAUGGAGCAACAUACCAACUAGGCCUCACGGCCGAUGAGCGCAUCACGCCGCAACUCCUCGCCACUGGGCCAGACCUUGGGAUGCAGUGGAACUUGACAAUGGGAGAAGAUGGUUGGAUUAUGUACAACAUGUUGCUGGCAACGGACAAUAUGCUCGGGGUGGACAUGAGCGCUUUGAAUCACACAAUACCGGUGAUGAACACAGACACGACAGGAGCGCAAUGGUCGAUUGAUAUCAACAACUCCGCGGGGAAAAUCACCAAUGAGACUAUGUUGCAAGUCUUCUCUCCCCUUCCUGCAGCGACAACCACUCUUCCUGUCAGCUCCACUAGGAUGGCAACGAUACCAACUUCAACGUUAACAUCAACUUCGGAAGUCACAUCAGCCCAAAAAAUGGAGGAUGCUUCUUCAAGCGACAGUCUUAGCCCAGGCUCAAUUGCUGGAAUAGUAGUGAGCUGUGUGGCAAGCAUUGCCCUUAUCCUGGUGAUUUGGUUCAUCAUCCGGCGGCGACGAUCUCAACCCCAAAAACAGCUCCUGGGUCCUCAGAAGGAUGAGCCCUUCCAGCUCGAGGGACACUGCAAAACUACUGAGCUUCCCGGAAAUGUGUUUAAUGCCGAGGCACCGACUAAUAAAGUUGUGAAUGAGUUGCCGGGAGAGACGAGAUGA
Molecule: messenger RNA, 861 nt
Organism: Penicillium longicatenatum
Lineage: Eukaryota; Fungi; Ascomycota; Eurotiomycetes; Eurotiales; Aspergillaceae
Exons: 2
Coding region: 1-861 (286 amino acids)
Source: RefSeq, a predicted model, not a curated record